UGGUAGUGAUUUGAAAUAUUGUAAAAAGUCCUCAGGUUUUCAAAGGAGGAAGGUCUUUUCGUUGAUGCAGGUUUACAAUAUCAUGUUAGCAUGGAUCGUAGUAGUUAGUGACCAUCUUAAGAUGCGGUGUUUCGUGAAGGAUGCGGCAAUUUUCUAACAUUUAUAAUAUAUUAGUGUCUUUUCUAGACUAUUGUGCAACUAUACAGUAUAUAGUGUGGAUUUUUCACACAAUUCAUCUUCAGUAAUUUUGAAAGACCUAAAACAAUGCUGUCGGUAUCUAAGAAAACAAAAUUCUCUGUAAAAGAAGAGGGUGAUAGUGACAUGUCUCCUGCAGCAUCAGACAGUGACUUUGACGAAGAUGAUGAUCCAGACAAGAUUGAAGUUCCAGGAGGCGGUAAAGACCUAGCGACCUCAGCUACAUUAAACAAUAGAAUAGAGGAAAAACCAGUGCUAUCAAUGUCCAAAAUGUCACAACAGUAUCAACAACAGCAGCAGCUUCAGCACCAGCAACUGCAACAACAGCAAUCAUUGUUGAAGGGCAAGCUUCAGCAGACCAUGUACAACCUCAACAAGUUGCAAGGCCCAAUGCCCAACAAACUUCCAGGACUUGUGACCAAAGGUAACAUGACCCCAGGGUACGAGAUGGUCCGAGGGGCUGUAAGCGGAAUGCCUGGUCAAUAUGUCAACAUGCCCUCUCCAGGCAACAUGCUGAACAUGGCUUACCCUCCCAUGGGCUUCCCUAGCAACAUGAUGCCACCCAAUAUGAAUCCAGCCCAGUUCCUUCAGCAGAGUUUACAAGGUAUGGGUGGUGGUGGAGAUAUGGGUUAUCCUCCAAACUUAAGUAACAUGGGUGCAUUGGGGCAGUUUUUAUCAAUGGGCAACAGCCAGUUCCUGAAUCAGCUAUUGAGCCAAGGCAUGCAUCCUGGUGUAUGGCCAGCCAUGUUACCCAACAAAGCAGUCUCUAACAUGUGGGCUAAUGAGGAAUCUAAGAUAAGAGAGCAAGAUGAUGAAGAAAAUGAUGAUGAAGACAUGGGAGUAGCUGAAACCUAUGCAGACUACAUGCCUCCAAAAUUGAAGCUGGGAAGAAAGCACCCAGAUCCAGUAGUAGAGACAGCUUCUCUGUCGAGUGUGGAACCCACGGAUGUCUGGUACAAGCUGUCCCUGCCUGAAGAGACAAUACAGACAGGAUCACUCUCUGCACUUCAGCUGGAGGCUAUUACCUAUGCCUCCCAGCAGCACGAACACUUCCUUCCAGACGGCACUAGAGCUGGCUUCCUCAUUGGUGAUGGUGCAGGUGUUGGAAAAGGGAGAACCAUUGCUGGUUGUAUCUUUGAGAAUUUUCUCAAGGGUCGCAAAAGGGCAAUAUGGGUGUCUGUGUCUAACGACCUAAAAUAUGACAGUGAAAGAGAUUUAAAAGACAUAGGAGCUUCUAAGGUGGAGGUCUAUUCCCUUAAUAAGUUUAAGUAUGCCAAGAUCUCAUCACCAGUGAAUGGAAAUGUUAAGAAAGGUGUAAUAUUCUCCACGUACUCAGCCCUAAUUGGUGAAUCAUCUCAAUCUGGAGGAAAGUACAAGACAAGACUGAAGCAGCUGUUGCAGUGGUGUGGUGAUGACUUUGAUGGACUUAUAGUAUUUGAUGAAUGCCACAGAGCAAAAAAUUUAUGCCCUGUUGGUUCAUCAAAGCCAACAAAGACAGGUUUAACUGUAUUGGAACUCCAAAAUAAACUGCCAAAGGCAAGAGUGGUAUAUGCUUCAGCAACUGGAGCAUCAGAGCCCCGUAACAUGGCCUACAUGACCCGGCUUGGUAUGUGGGGUGAAGGUACUCCUUUCCCUGAGUUCACUGACUUCAUCUCUGCCGUCGAAAAGAGAGGUGUUGGUGCGAUGGAAAUAGUAGCCAUGGACAUGAAGCUACGAGGCAUGUACAUCGCUCGUCAGCUCAGCUUUCACGGAGUAGCGUUCAAGAUAGAAGAGGUCCCACUAUCUCCAGAUUUCGUGAAAGUUUAUGAUGAUUCUGUCUCACUUUGGGUGGAAGCAAUGCAGAGGUUUCAAGAAGCUGCGGAACUUAUAGAUGCUGAAAAUCGAAUGAAGAAAACAAUGUGGGGACAGUUCUGGUCAUCUCACCAGCGAUUCUUCAAAUACCUCUGUAUAGCAGCUAAAGUGAAGCAUGCUGUUCAGACAGCCAGAGAAGCUGUUAAGUGCGGCAAGUGUGUUGUGAUCGGUCUGCAGUCGACAGGAGAGGCUCGCACUCUCGAACAGCUUGAGAGAGAUGACGGAGAACUUUCAGACUUUGUCUCAACAGCUAAGGGAGUUUUGCAGACACUGGUGGAGAAACACUUUCCAGCACCUGACCGCAACCGCAUCUCUAGGCUAUUGGGGCUGGAAACUCCCCCAAAGAAAGAGAAACAUAACCACAUGAAUGGAGCAGACAAUGGGGGUGGGGGAGAGGGUAGCUCAGGUGGAGGCAAACGUAAACCAGUAAGACAAGCUGCGGCCCGGGCAGUCAAGAGGGUCAGGAAGGACUCCUCUGAUUCAGACUCAGAAAGAGAAAGUUCAGACUCAGAGUUCAAACUGAGUGUCAGUGAUGAGUCAGCUGGUGAAAUCUCUGAGGACAGUAAUGCCAGUAGUGAUUUCAAUCCAUUUGAUGAUGACAGUGAUAGUGAAGAUCCUUGGGUUGGCCGAAAGAAGAAGGGCAAGAAAAAGCCUCCAGCAAAGAAACGCCAGUCAACACAAGAUAAGAUAGAUUCUCUGCUGUUUAGAACAAAGAGUGGAGACAACAACAAGCCUGCACACAUGUUCCCCCAACGUGAUGCUAUAGAGCGUGCUUGUUCCAUGAAAGAAGACCUGCUGAUGAAAAUAGAGAGGCUAGGAGAUCGACUUCCUCCAAACACUCUUGAUCAGCUUAUAGAUGAAUUAGGAGGCCCAGAAAAUGUUGCAGAGAUGACAGGCAGAAAAGGCAGGGUGGUUCAGACCGAAGAUGGUGGUAUCCAAUACGAAUCUCGAUCUGAAGUUGAUGUUCCUCUAGAAACACUUAAUUUAACUGAAAAACAAAGGUUCAUGGAUGGGGAGAAGGAUGUAGCCAUUAUCUCAGAAGCUGCGAGUUCAGGUAUCUCACUUCAAAGUGAUCGAAGAGCCCGAAAUCAGCGGAGAAGGGUCCAUAUUACCCUAGAGUUGCCAUGGAGUGCUGAUAGGGCUAUUCAGCAGUUUGGAAGGACACAUCGAAGUAACCAGGUCAAUGCUCCUGAGUACAUUUUCCUCAUAUCAGACCUGGCUGGUGAGAGGAGGUUUGCUUCUAUCGUUGCCAAGAGAUUGGAAAGUUUGGGUGCUCUGACACAUGGAGAUCGUAGAGCCACAGAGACCAGGGACUUGUCUCGUUUCAACAUUGACAACAAAUACGGUCGAGCAGCACUCGAAGCCACCAUGAAAACUAUCAUGGGCUACGAGAGCCCUCUAGUCCCUCCUCCUCAAGACUACAAGGGUGAUUUCUUCAAAGAUAUCGCUGAUGCUCUAGUGGGAGUAGGUUUAAUAACCAACAGUGACUCAAUGCCUGGCAUCCUAAUGUUAGACAAGGAUCACAACAACAUGAGCAAGUUCCUUAAUCGUAUCCUUGGAAUGCCAGUGGAACUUCAGAAUCGAUUGUUUAAGUAUUUCACAGACACUCUACAAGCGAUUAUCACUCAAGCCAAGAAAUCCGGCAGAUUCGAUCUUGGUAUAUUAGAUUUGGGUACAGCAGGGGAAAAUGUAAAGCGAGUGAAGCUGUACACAUUCUUGAGAAAACAUGCGACUGGUUCAGCUACAACUGAGCUGCACAUUGUCCACGUCGAACGAGGCAUGGGAUGGGAGGAGGCAAUGGAGCGAUGGGCAGAGCUAGUGGGAGCCAGAGAGGGAUUCUACCUUUCACAUCAGAUCCGUAAUGGAAAACAAACAGCAAUAUUGGCGAUAUGUCCAGAAGCUAGCAACAAUAAGACAGGCAAGAAGACCGAAACAGCAAAGAAAGAUCAGCUUUAUACAAUAUACAGGCCAAAUACUGGCCUUCAGCUAAGACAAGAAACUCUUGGGGAGCUGGAAAAGAAGUACAAGAAAGUGGAGUGUGCUGAUGCAGAGAAACAUUGGAAACAACAGUAUGAAUCAUCAGAAACAACUUGUUCGCAUGCGUAUUGGAGAGGCAACUGCAAGAACGUUACAUUGGGACUGGACUGUGAGGUAGGGUUGAGACGACGUACAUACAAUGUACUAGCAGGCUCAGUCCUCAGUGUAUGGACACGGGUAGAAAAUAUUCUUCAAACCAAGACUGGUCAUCAAACCAAAAUGCAGGUUGUUCGCUUACGCACCGCUGAAGGCGUAAAAAUUGUUGGUACUCUGAUUCCAAAGAGCUGUGUAGAGUCCCUGCGUGAAGCUCUCGCAUCUGAUGCUGAAAAGACCAACGAAGAAGUGUUUUAAGAAUCAAAGUGUCAAAUGUGUCUAACCUAUAAACAGCAAAUCUAAUCGUAUAUUACACGGAUCAUUAUAAUGAUCUACACAAUCUAUUCCUUUUCGUUUUGUGUAUAGAGAAUUCGCUCUGUAAUUUGAUCAACUGAUUUUGAAAUGUAACACCAAUUUGUGUUAGCAUUUGAUUAUUUUGAGACAUUGA
This is a messenger RNA of Homalodisca vitripennis (glassy-winged sharpshooter), 4624 nucleotides long. RefSeq names its product protein strawberry notch (gene sno). NCBI's taxonomy places the organism in Eukaryota, Metazoa, Arthropoda, Insecta, Hemiptera, Cicadellidae. The coding region runs from base 265 to 4434 and encodes 1389 amino acids. Gene Ontology annotation, molecular function: histone binding; chromatin DNA binding. Gene Ontology annotation, cellular component: nucleus. The transcript has 26 exons. The record is from RefSeq and is a predicted model, not a curated record. Gene Ontology annotation, biological process: regulation of DNA-templated transcription.